Messenger RNA from Etheostoma spectabile (orangethroat darter), 9257 nucleotides. It is a transcript of the gene rbm33a, whose product is annotated as RNA binding motif protein 33a. Lineage: Eukaryota; Metazoa; Chordata; Actinopteri; Perciformes; Percidae. The transcript has 19 exons. Bases 227 to 3973 code for a protein of 1248 amino acids. The record is from RefSeq and is a predicted model, not a curated record. Gene Ontology annotation, molecular function: RNA binding.
GCUACCCUAUGACCUGACCUGUCAAGCACAGCAGACCCACAAUGCAUCAUCGCAGCAAACACACCUCGGCCAUGUUUGGGCUCUGGUCGUGAAUGGAAGUAACUGCCGCAUAGAAGCUAUUCCCUUUGUAGUCUCACGUUUUGUACCGUCGAAAUGGUGUAAUACUAAAGAUUAAAUGCACUUUCCGGCUUUGUAAUCAAACUCUAAGCGGGACGCGCCUUGUACCAUGUCAGCCAACGCUCAGGAUUAUGACUUCGAUGAAUAUGACAAACCUGGUGCUGAGCGGUUACGCAGAAGGAGAGGUGAAGAUGAUGAUCUAGAGAGUGAUUUGGAAGAGGGCUUGUUGGAGGAGGAUUGGCUGUCUGGUAAAAAGAAUCCCUCAGAAGUGUCCGAUGAAGAGCUGAAUGAUGACCUUCUACAAAGUGACGAAGAAGAUGUAAAUAUAAGUGGUCAGGAUGUGAGCCUCAAUGCCACAUACAGCAUGGGCACAUCCUAUGACCAGCAGGGCAACAUGCAGGAAGCAGACUACACAGGUGAUGUUGUGAACCUGGGUGAAGAUGGUGAUUUAGACGAGGAGGGUUACCAGCAAGAGGGGGAAGAGGAGUACACGCAGGAAUACAGCCAAGACAGCAAUGCAGAGAUGCCUGAAGACCAAAUGGAUUACACUGGAGAGCUAGCUGAGGGUGACGAUGGCUACCAGGAUGAAGUGCUAGACAUCCAAAUCAAUGAGCCCAUAGAUAAUGAAUUUCAAGAUAGUGAAUACCAAACCUAUGAUGAUGAUGAUGAUGAUGAUCAUCCGGGUAAACAUGGAGUCCAACAGGAGGAGGUCCCAGAGGAGCAGAGGGAGGUAGGGGGAGAAGAGAAGCAGGAAGAGGAGGAGGAAGACCCGGCCGACGGCUCUCAGGUCUUUGACACAGCGGAGGUUGAAAAUAAAGGUGUGCCUGAAGAAGAGACGAAGGAGGAAUCGGACGAGGAGGAUGAAGAAGAUGAAGAGUCUGGUCGCAUAAGGUUUAAAUCUGAGAGAAAGGAAGGGUUUGUUGUGCGGUUGGCUGAUGCAGGCAGUAACAGGAGGAUUAUCCCUGAAACACUAGAACUGUCAGAAAAGGCUAAGCACGAUCUGAUGGCGUUUGAAGAACAAGAACGGCAAAAGAAACAAAACCGAUAUGGAGGCCGAGGUAUGAGAGGAGGAAUGCGAGGAGGCAGAGGAAGAGGAGGCUUCCCACCAUUUGGAAUGGUAGAUUUUAGAGGAGGAAACAGAGGAAGAAUGAUUGGCCAGAGGCUCCCCCUGAUGGGAAACAUGGGCAUGCAGCAGCCAUCUCUCCGAAUGACCCUUCCUCAUGAGCAGCAACUGCACUCUCACCAGCACCACCCUUCCCAUCCAAGAGGACCUCCUCCCUUUCAAGACCAUGGGCGCCCACUGGCCCAGCAGCCCCUUCAGCCCCUCAUCCCCCCACACAUGGCUCACCGCUCCCCGCCGUUGCGGCCUCAGAUGGAGCCACCACCACGAAUGAUGAGCUCCCCACCACCUAAUUUCCCCCAACAUCACCAACAGCAGCCUCCACAGCCCAAAAACAUCCACAUUAACCCCCAUUUCAGAGGGCCCACAGCAUCCUCUGUACAAGUGCCCUUGAUGCCUCCUGCUCAGAGCCAGCCCAGACCUGCUGUGGGUCCUCAGAGGUUCCCUGGACCAGGAGACUUCCAGCAGCACAUGUCUGGUAAUUUUGGUCAGCCCCAGCGGCCCCCUCAUCACAUGGAACCCUUUAGGAACCAGCCACCUCAAGGCCCCCAAGACAGAGAGCCCCUCUUUAUGGGAGAACGCACAGAGUCAACACGGUUUCCAGGGCAGCACAUGUUUGAACACCAGGGCCCCGGUCCUCUGAUGAACAGCCCCCACAACAUCCACCACCAGCAGCACCAGCAGCAGCAGCACCAGCAGCUGCCCGGCCAGGGUCACAUGGGCUUCGGCCCACCCGGACCACCCUUUAACCAGUCAGGCCAGGGUCCGCUAGGACUUUUUCCGAGAGAACCCCCAAGGCCCAACCUCCCUCCACACCAAGGUCAUCAGGGGAUGGUCGGCUUGAAUCAACAAGGUGGCCCCCCCAACCAGCCCAGACCCUUCAUGGACCCUCGUCAGCCUUUUGGACAGCAGGGGAACCUUUUCCCCCCUCCACAAGUCCAGUUUGGGAUGCAGGUACGACUAAGAGGCUUAAUGCAUGGGCCUCCUGUCUCCCAGCUUCAGCAUCACAACCUCUUGCCAUCCCAUCAGCCAAUGCAGCAACAACAUCAUAGGCAGGAGUUACCCCAUCAGCAGCAACAUCUAAAUGUCAAUGAGCCCCGUCCUAUGAUGCACCAUGGCCAGAAUCUCUUCCAUCAACAGCAUGCUCAUGGUAGCCCCAGGCAGAUGACCCCCCGCCCUCAGAACUCACAACAGCGCAACAUGUCCAACAGGCAGAGGAUGAACACACCUGUCUCCAAACAAAUGCAGCAGCGCAACAGCAACCUGCGGGAGCUCCCUGUAGCACCUGGCAACACAAACAUGAACAGUGCCCGCCCCGCUGCCAACGUUAGGGCUGUUGCAAAGGCAACGCAGGGGGUGCGUCCUGGGCAGAACACUCAGCUGGUGCCUGGUGGUGGCAGAGGAAGAGGUCAAGUUGCUGCCAAGAUCGAAUCACAGCCUGGGGGAGCAGGCAGGACAGUGGUUCGCAAGGAAAUCCCAAGCACACUGUCCAGCACGGCACCACAGGACCCUGAUGAGGAUGAGGAGACACGGCAGUACCGUCUGAAGAUUGAAGAACAGAAGCGUCUGAGAGAGGAGAUCCUGAAGAGAAAGGAGAUGCGACGGCAGAUGCAGGCUGGAGUUAGAAAGAAGGAGCUGCUGGACAGGCUCAAUGCCCAGACUCCUAGCCAAGUCCCAGCUCCUUUACAGACUCAUCCCUCACAACAAAAUCAACAAAUACCACACCCUGUACAACAGCCGCAGCAGCAACAAAUACUACAGCCUCAACAGCAAAGACAGUUGCCUCAGAGAACCCAAUCAUUAAAUCAAUCAUUUAAGAAUUCUAACCAAGCCACCCCCAUCCCUCCCAACAGUACUCCUCAGACCCCUACACCACGUCCCAAUGUCAAGACACGCCUGCAGAUGGUAAAAGGUAGUGCCCAGCAGCAACAGACCCCUGGGCCUAUUCCAGACCAGCAAUGGAAACCGCCACAACAAAAUCAGCAGCAACUGCAACAACAGCGAAGAAACAGUGCUGUGCAGAACAUUAACAUGCCUGGUGUUCAGAUCAAGGCCAAUCAGGUCCCCCAAAAGAUAAUACCUGUAAUUCCUUCUGUGGGCACUGGCCAGGCUCAGGCUGCAACUCAAGGACCUAUACCUGGGACUAAAAGAACUGUAAUGCAGCGGGCCAAGAAUUCUGGUCUCGAAGACCAGCAGGUGCCAACAAAAGUCAGAGUUGUCAAACUUUCAGGAGCGAGUGGAAAGGGGCCAGUGGCAGCCGGCGGCCCAUUGCAACAACAAGGCACCUGGUCAGCAACCCCGCUCAACCAGGCUGUGCAAAGAAAGGUUACCAUGACAGCGCAGCAGCAACAGGGACCAGGCGGAACACCACAGGCUGGCCGAGGGGUUAUGGGCAACCAACAGCAAAACAGGGUUGUCGUUUCGGGACGGGGACGAGGUAGAGGGGGUAGUCAGAUGGGUCGAGGUCGUCCAAUGUCCACCAGACAGAGCCAAAAAGGAGCAGAGAGCGAACGCUGCACUGUGUCCAUAAAGGGCCUCUCCUCAUCCACAACUGAUGUUCAACUGCAGAAUCUUCUCAUGUCCAUCGGCCCGAUAGAGAUGUUCAAAAUGAUGCCCCAGCAGAGAAAAGCAAUCGCCACAUUUUCCAGUCCCCAGCAUGCAGCAAGUUUUCAAAUGAGCUUCCAUAGGCACAUGAUUGAUUUAUCCCACAUUGAUGUGUCGCUGAUUGAUGGAUGAGGAGCACAAUACAGCCAGGGAGUCUUGUUACAAGAAGUCACUUUCUCCCAACGUGGGAGUCUCUUGUGCACAACUCCAACCUGGCAUAGGAAUAUUUCUUCAGCCCUUUGUGGUUACACACCAACGUCUCUGCACAGAACCAUCAUUCAUCUCCUAUCAACUUGGAACAGUGACCAUAAAGACCUUAGCUGCGAGCAUGUCGUAUGACUUUGUUUACCAAUUGUCCAUUGGUGUAAAAUAGCACUGAAGAGACACUGGACACUUAAACCUACUUUGAUGUAGUUUGUGAAAAACGUUUAGUGCAUCUUUCUAAGUAGAAUUUAUCAUGGGAUAAUGGUUGCUCCCCUCCUCAGUUAAUUAAUCAAACCAAACAAACACUUUAACUUUGUAAUUGAGAUAUAACCACUUAACAGUUUUUUUUUAAUUAUUAUUAUUAUUCGCUUCUUGCUGAUUGGUUUGGAUGCAGGAACUUGUUGCAGCAGACUCUUGCCAGCAGUAUUUUUCCCCCUCUAUAGAUGGCAGUAUUACAUCACUAAUGGUGUUUAAUUUUUCCGACUGAAGCCAGUUUUCAGGUAGAGAGGAGUCUCCAAGCAUUUUUUGGGUGAAUGGCACUUCCUAGUGGAGAACUUGCAUACAGACACAGAAGUGAAAGAGUUAACAUUUGACACAAAGCAGUGGCUGGGACCAAAUUGGCACUGGAUGUAAAAUUAAUACUGGUUUUCUAAAUUCCCAAUGUUUUUAGGAAUUGUAAAUGUUGUGACUUUUGUGUAGACUUUGGGGUUCUUUUCUGUUUCAGUGUUUCCUGGAAAGAUUGUUCAGAUCAUCUCUAGUUUAGGUUAGUCAGUUUGGUCAUUUGGCAUUGCUCCUUGUUCUAAACUUCAUGAGAUCUUUUAACUGUUACCUGGAAUCCGUUUUGGAAUUACUUUCCAUGCAUUUUGGAUGGAUAUUUUAGUUGAAUGUCUGAUAGUGGAUUAGUUAGAUUUAGGUUUAUAGUCUUUGCUGAGUGGUCUUUGAGGAAAUGUGUAUGCAAGUGUUUUUUUGUUGAGGUUUGUUUUAAUUACAAUUGUAUAUUGUUUGGCAGAUGUAUUCGUCAUUCAUUUUGUUUUGUCAGAGGAUUGCUUACAAUUCUCCUCAGGAUACAUUUCUGUAAAUGUUUUCCAGGAUAUACAUUAGGCCUCCUUUUGCCAAUAAUUGUUCAGAAUCUGCGUGACUAUCGGUUUGAUCAUUUGGUUAUCACUGUGCUGCAUGGUUUACCUAGAAUAGCACUUUGAACAGUUUGUCUUCACGCUGAGCUGAAAAGAUAGAUGUUUGGCAGUCAAUCAGAAACUAAAACAAAGUCACUGUAUUACUAUGCUCCAUAAAUUGAAUUCCCCUUAUUAUAAUUAAGACAUCCUUAAUCAUAUUGCUGUCAUACCCCUACAUAAAGAUUAAUUUUUUUUAUGAGAAGUUCUAAAUAACACUUGUACAAUCUCAAAUACUUUAAUUUUCUCUGAGCUUGUGCCCUUGUUUGGGAAGUGCUACCACAUCACUGAAAUUUUUUAAAUACUAGUUUCUGGCUCUAGGUAAGAUUUCAUGAGAUAUUAUUACACUACAUUUGGCAAGUUAGGCUCAUUUACAUUUUUCAUAAUUCCAUGAUUUCUGUCUUCAUCACACAACAUUUUUGCCUGUUUGGGUUUAAAGUUUGUUAAACAAAAACAGUUCUUUUAAAUCUUAAGACGUUGUUACCCAUGUUAAUGUGACAAAGAAAGCCGAGGGGGCAACCAUUAUCUAUGUAGUGAUCAUGUGCAUAAGUAGACCAGAACUUUCUCUCAAUAUUUAUCCUGUUGAAUUUUUUUUUUUGUUAUUCUUUAUUAUGUUGUAUCAAGUUAAGCAUUUUUAUAUGUAAGGAUAUGCUAAUAUGUCCAGACAUAAAUCAUUUUACUAGUGUUAUGUUUCUAAUUUAGAACCAAAAUGAAGAAUGACUGGACCACAAUUCUGUUUAUAAGACAUUUGACAACAAGUUUAUGGUAAAAUAAAAACAUGGCCAAUAUACCGUGAACAUGCAGGUAUGUGAAGCCGGUUAAACUUUAGCCCAAAGAUGUGUGGUUGUGUGUGAUGUCCAUGUGUCUGGUGCCUUUACGAAUAAUAAUCUUUCUACGUUAUUGGUUAUUCAUCUUACAACAUAUCAUAUAUACUUUAUACAACUUUUUAAACCCCUUGUAUGGCAAGAAAUACCUUUAUAUAGAGUUAGGGGGAUGCCACUGAAUUUUGGCAUUGAAAUUAUUUGCUUCAUAGCCAGAAACCCAAUCAUUUUUGUCCUGCCUAUUUAACUGUGAUGUCAUACUAAUGUUCAGCUACCUACAGCCCUGACGUGCUAGAGGUAAAGCAAUAGGCAAGGUAAAUGUAGCCACAUUUUAAACUAUUUCCCUGGAUUUGACUAAUACAAAGAUCAUUUGGAGGGUUAACAUUUAGACAUACAGUCUUUAAAUUACUUUUACUAAAUCAACUCAUGGCUGUGCAUCUGGAUGACGUCACAGAUUAAGUUCAUGGUUCUCUGGUUUUAAGACUUCUUCAGAAAGAGUUCUUCAUGUUCACAAGUACCUAUUGGUCUCUGUCUUUGACUGCAUUUGCAAAUCAAAUUGAUAAAACUUAGUGCUAUUUCCCUUAAAUUAGGCAUUACUUAAAUCAAAAUCCAGAAAGAUAUUAAGCUGCACAUUCGGGAUUCUUGCCAGUAAAGGUUACUAGAUUCACAACAUGCUUGCAGUAAUUGAAGUAUCGGGACAAAUGGGGUGUCUGAAAAUGUCUAAACUCCUAAAAAUUUCUUCUUUCUUCUUGUAAAACCUGAGGUUCCAUGGUUUUUAAGUCUUUUUUUUGUAUGUUUUGCAGUUGUUCUAAACUGACUUCUUUAUGUUUUAUUUAUUUUGUUUUAAGUUAACUGAUGUAGAAGGAUUUGUUCUCUAACAAUGUGUAUUUGAUGUCUUUCAUGUUUUGUGUUGCACUAGAUUUUUAGUGCUUUGGUAAAUCCUGUGGAUUUGAAAAAGUACGGGCAAUGCCAGUGAUAGUUAUAUUGCUACAAGAAAUCUGGUCUUGUAAUGACAGAGCAGAUUCAUAUUGAAUCUUUUUGUAACUUAAUUUUAAGAAUUCCAUACAUAUAUGUAACUUGACCUUUUUAGACGUGAUGUUGUAUUCCUCAUAGUGGUUUCCUUGAGAAAAACGGUGCUCUAUUGCCUUCUGAUUUACAGCAAGCUAUUCAACUAGGUUCUCUUUCUAAUCACGUCACCUGAUGUGGUUGCAUUAUGGUAUUUAGAUUAAUCCGCGCCAUAACUAUGGGCAUUCUUAAUACUUAAAUAUGCUGUCAUUAUAGCUGCUAGUAUCAUGUUUUUAAAAGCUUUGGGUCAAAUAUGCAACACUAGCUGGGUUGGGUUCUACAUAACACUAACUUACAACUUUUUUUUUAACAGGUCCAUUUGGUGAUCCAGGGUGCGGAGAUUCUGCAGGCCGGCCAAAAUAAUCAUUCUUUCUUUUUCUUCAGGUCACAUCCACUUAAACCGAGUUGUUAUCGGUGUGAUUGCUAGCCCCAAAAGCAAAGUUAAAGGACUAUACCAAGGGUUUAGCAUGUUUCAGCAAAUCAACAAAUUAGGUGAUUAUAUAUUAUAUCUAACUUCCCAACUUAAAGGCAGCUGUUGGUUUUACAUAAUCCUAGCACUGUAUGCAAGUCAACUUGCUUAUAAUUCAUCACAUUCAACUAUUAAUUGGCUUUACUUUUGUCAAAGUUAUGUUAUUGUUGCAUGUUAAGGCACUCAAGGUUAUUGGUUCCUUGAUGUGUUUAGGUGCUUAUACGAAGCUCCAAUAUCUAAAAUUUGAGUUGGCUAGUUAAGUUUGUCCCUCUAAUGUAAUAAUUUAAGGUUAACUUUGAAAAAACCCACAGGUCAUUUGUUUUCAUUUCGCAAAAAGGCUUUUCUAUCCUGCUGGUAUGAAAAAAUAAUUUGCUACAUGUUGUAUACACAAAACAUCACCAAACUAAAAGUGUUUAAUCUAAUUUCCCCAAGUUGUGCUAAACAACCAACAAGAAAAAGUAUGUAAUUUCCAAUUUCUUUUGGUUCAAGCAACAUUGUGCCUUGUUAUUUAAGUUUCUGAUACGCCAGACAGAUAGUUUUUUGUUCUAGCAGAAAGCAGUUUUGAGUGUAAUCAAAUGACCCACAGUUUUCUUUUUUAAUUAUUUGUCUUGUGUUUAUGUUUGAGGAAGUCAGGUGCCUACAUUUGUGACUAAUGAAACCAUGUAUGCAAACAUCUUAAAAAUAGAAGUAUUGAUUACAUGGGAGGUACAAACCGGUGUAGAAAAGCAUUCAAAACCAUUGGCAUGGUCCGACACUUGCGGUGGUCCUGGUUGAACCACAUUGGGCUGUUUAAGGUUGUGGCUCUAGUUCUGUUUCAGGUGGCACUAUAGGGCACACCAUAUCACCAAAACAGAAUCAAUUCUCCUAUUAACACAUUUAUUUUUCAGCAGCCUACUGGUGAGAGGAGCCAUUGACCAGCUAUAGCCAUGAUACUGCUAUGUCACUUUUCCUGCCUUAACUCACUCACGUAACACUUCAGGUUCUUUUACAGCUGUGCAGUGUCCAGCCUUGGAAUGAAGAUUUUAUUUCCCUCACUAAAGUGCUUACUUCCCUCACGAAAGAGAUGUUGCCUUUUCAUUUGGCUUGCCACAUUUCCUUCCAUAACUGCUUUUCCUGCCAAUGUUCUUCUUCAUUCUUACAUAUAUUUGACAGUUCCUCAUCUUUUCCUUGAUGCGGCUGCUGUUGAAUGAACUUAAGACUUCUGUAUCAAGCAGGGUGGCCUACCUGGAUUACCAUUGUUUGUUAACCCAAUGGAUGGAGGUUUCCAUCUCUGUGACGACAGCCGGGUUCACAGAGCAGACAUGUAACUCUAAAGCCGCUUUAUGGCUUUCACUGCACCAAAGGUCAUCCCAACUUCUUGACACACAUUGUUUGGUUGGAUUUUGAAAAAGAUACUACAGUGGUUUCCUUAUCCCGAACAGCAUGGUCCACCAAAUAAUGACUGAAAAUCCAACCUCAAGUUUUGACUGAAACGGUUGACAAUCCAUUCUGUCAUGUAUGUUCACAAUUUGUUGUAUAACAUGAAGUAAUCAUGUUUUGUGUUGACAAUUCUGAAAUCAAGCAUGUGAUACUGUACAUUGUUAUUUUUCUAAAGAAUGAUUUUAAAAGAGAAUAAUUCUUAAAGAGAUGGAAUGUGUUAAAUUUGAUACUGGAAACUGGAGAUAAAUAAACUUUGAUAUACACAGCAA